AUGAAAAAAGCUGAUGCAGCGUCGUUUAGCUCGUCAUGGUGGCCAUAUGCUUCCUUCGAGGAGCUUCGCAUCGUAACACAUCUCUCAACUUGGUUGUUCGCCUGGGAUGAUGAAACCGACUCUGCGGAGUUCUCUGAUCUUAUUCAUGACUUCGAGAAAGCCAAUAGAUUCCGCGAAGAAACUAUUUCAUUCAUCCGAGCUUGCUUAACUGGAAAUAAAGAUACCAGCACAAUAUCAUCAAAGGCCAUCAUUACAGACUUCGGUCCAAUUGGAGAUGCUGUACGUGCGAAAUACACUCAUGAGCAGGCGAGCGAGUUUUGCAAUGAGCUGGUCUACUUCGUCCGAUCUACCGAAGUCGAACACUGCGUCCAAAUCUCAGGGCACUUGCCUACCGCCGAAGAAUACAUGCUACGUCGGAUGGGUUCCAGCGCAGUGACAGCCUGUCUUGCACUGACUGAAUUCUGUUACGGUAUGCAGAUUCCACGAUCCAUCAUGGUUGACGAGUGCAUGCGUUUAAUCUCGGACGCAACCAACAUCAUCAUCUCCCUGAUGAAUGAUAUUCUCUCAAUCAAGAAGGAAGUUGCCCAAGGCCAAGUGGACACGAUUCUUCCUCUCCUGUUCCUCAAGCAUGGCUCGAUUCAUCGAGCCAUAGACAUCACAACGUGUAUCAUUGAGGACUCAGUGCAGAGCCUGGACACUGCUGCUGAGCGACUGUUGGAGAAGUACACUGGGGACUCUGCCGUACAGUCGGACUUGCAGAAAUACAUUGAGGGGUGCAAAUAUGCCUGCACUGGAAACCUGAUCUACGAUCCGAUAGAUUUGGAGUAUGUGAACAGAGCACUCGCGGCGGUAUACAUGUGCGGCUACCCGUUUUCGUCUUUCGGCCUCUUAGGCUCCUACUUCGGAGUCCCUGGCCAAAAUGCAACAUACGACUACGUCAUCAUUGGUGGCGGAACGGCAGGCCUCACUGUAGCGAAUCGGCUUACAGCAGACCCUUCCGUAUCCGUGGCCGUGAUCGAAGCUGGCGAUUUCUACGAAUUCGCUAAUGGAAAUAACUCGCAAGUACCAGCAUACGCCAGUACCUUCACAGGAAGCAAUCCGGUAACCAAGAACACCCUCCUGGAUUGGUAUAUGUAUACCGAGCCUCAAAAGGCGCUAAAUGGCCAGACAUUGUUGUUCGACUCGGGAAAAGUUAUCGGUGGGUCGAGUGGUCGCAACUUCCUUUGGUAUAUCAGAGGAACAGUAGGCGCGUUUGAUAAGUGGGCCAAAGAGGUUAGCGAUGAAAGUUACAAGUUCAGCAGCCUCCUUCCAUUCUUCCAAAGGAGCAUACAUUAUCACAUACCAGAUAACAGCAAACGUCCGGCGAAUGCCUCCCUGCAGUACAAUGCCUCGGACUGGAGUACCUCUGGCGGGCCGAUUCAGGUCGGCUACGCAUCCUGGGUCAACCCAAUUACAUCUUGGCUGGCCAAAGCCUUCUCGGAGCUUGGUUUAGAGGAGCUCAAAAGCUUUGGGAGCGGAAAGCUUCUUGGGUGGUCCUAUAUACCUCAAGAGCUCGAUCAAGAGACGCAAAUGAGAAGCUCCGCGGCCGAAUUCUUCCACGAGUCAAUCUCUCAGGGACGACGAAUUAGGCUUUACAAGGCUACCCUCGCGAAAAAGAUCCUAUUCGACGGCACCAUUGCUCGCGGCGUACGUGUGGAAAGCGGCGGCAUGAUAUACCAGAUUAUGGCGAGUCGAGAAAUUAUCCUCUCUGCAGGCGUCAUGCGCUCCCCACAAAUGUUGAUGGUGUCGGGAAUUGGCCCCAAAGCUAUAAUGCGACAGCAGGGUAUUGAUAUAGUUGUCGACAGACCAGGUGUGGGCCAGAAUAUGUGGGACAAUAUCUUGGUCGGUCCGACCUAUGCGGUAGACGUAACGACUCACAACAGUCUUGCAAACCCUUCAUAUCUGGCAGGCGCAGUCAGCAAAUACAACCAGAACCGGACGGGAAUGCUCACAAAUGUGGGAGGCGAUAUUGCGGGGUUUGAGAAGGUGCCUCGUGGGGUAAUUCGGAACUACACCUACGACUCUUUACGGAAGACUUUUUCGGAUGACUGGCCCAACUUCCAAUACCUGGUCCUAGACGCUUAUUUUGGCACUGGGAACGACAGUAGCACUGGGAUAACAGACGGGAAGCAGUACGUCGCAGCCUCAGUUGGCUUAGUCUCGACCUUCUCUCGUGGCAAUGUCUCCAUUCGCUCUCCAGAUACAGCCGUCAACCCCGUCAUCAGCCCCAAUUGGCUCGAAGACCCACGGGACCUUGAGAUGGCAGUGCUAGCAUUCCGCAAAGGUCGUAAACUAUUCGCCACGAAGGCGAUGAAACAGGUAGCGAGGGCUGAGGCCUUCCCUGGUGGCAGGCUCAAGACCAAUGCGGAGAUUGUUGAUGUCGUUCGAAAGAGCGCAAAUUCGGUAUACAAUGCUGUUGGGACCAAUAAGAUGGGACGAGUGGAUGAUCCAAUGGCUGUGGUAGAUUCGAAGGGACGGGUGAUCGGCGUCUCGAGAUUACGUGUUGUUGAUGCAUCGAUAUUCCCCUUUCUACCUCCCGGACAGCCUUCGGCAACAGUCUACGCACUGGCAGAGAAGAUCUCUGCUGAAAUUCUAUUUGCGUGA
Trematosphaeria pertusa is the source of this 2643-nucleotide messenger RNA. Its product is annotated as GMC oxidoreductase. Lineage: Eukaryota; Fungi; Ascomycota; Dothideomycetes; Pleosporales; Trematosphaeriaceae. Gene Ontology annotation, biological process: secondary metabolite biosynthetic process. Gene Ontology annotation, molecular function: oxidoreductase activity, acting on CH-OH group of donors; flavin adenine dinucleotide binding. The record is from RefSeq and is a predicted model, not a curated record. Bases 1 to 2643 code for a protein of 880 amino acids. The transcript is spliced from 11 exons.